AUGGUAUUAACACACCAGGCAAGAUCACACCCUUCGCUCGACGAUGGAUUCCCUACUGUACAGCUUUUUCUGCUAGCGAUAUGUCGUGUGGCUGAGCCGAUUGCCUUGACGUCCAUCUUCCCCUACUCAUGGGUGAUGGUCAAGGACUUCCACGUGGGCAGUGGGAAUGAUUCCUCUUUCUACGCCGGAAUCCUGAUUUCCGCCUUUUCCCUGGCAGAGGCCCUCACAGGCAUGUUCUGGGGGAGUCUCGCCGACCGACUGGGCCGAAAGCCCAUUCUACUCUCGGGUUGCUGUGGCACAAUGCUCUCUCUGUUCAUUGUGGGGUUGGCUCCAAACUUCUGGGUCGCUCUAGCGGGCCGCGCGCUUGGUGGAGCGCUCAAUGGGAAUAUUGGAGUCAUUCAAACGAUGGUGGGGGAGCUGGUCAAACGACCUGAGCAUGAACCCCGUGCCUACGCUAUAAUGCCCUUCGUCUGGUCUAUUGGAACUAUUAUCGGGCCUGCAAUCGGAGGUUUGCUUGCAAGACCUGCGGACAACCAUCCUUCUCUUUUCCCUCAAGAUGGUCUUUUUGGACGCUUUCCCUAUUUACUGCCCAAUCUCGUCUGCUCCUUUUUACUUCUCCUGAGUAUCAUUGGCAGCUGGCUGUUCCUACAAGAGACUCAUCCGGAUAUGCAACCUGAUCGUGAUGAACAAUUCGAGCCUACAUCUGUCGACCAACCUCUCUUGGCGACGUUGGGAGCAACCGCCAAUGGGGAGGUUGACCUUCGAGCCGAUUCAUACGGAACAUUCAACCAGAUUAGCUCAUACGAAGAAAAGGAUUGGGAGGUGCAGGGAGAUGAAACUUUCCCUUAUGAGGAGAAAUCAGCCAGGCCAAAAGCAUUCACAUGGCGUGUCACUAUGCUUAUCAUCGCUCUCGCUAUCUUCACUUAUCACUCGAUGACCUACGAUCAUUUAUUGCCCAUCUUUUUACAAGACGAGAAUAAGAGAUCCGUUUUACCGUCCUCUCUCUUCGAUAUUCCCGGGGGUAUUGGCCUUUCUACUCAGACUGUCGGUAUGAUUAUGUCUACGGAUGGCAUCAUUGCACUCGUGAUUCAAACCGUGAUUUUCCCGGCACUGGCCCAUUGGCUUGGAAUAUGGCGGCUCUUCGUUGUAGUGGCCAUACUUCAUCCCAUCUCAUACUUCAUGGUUCCAUUUUUGGCAUUCCUGCCUCAGAACUCUGUGUUCUAUGGUAUUUAUGCUUGUAUGAUUGUCCGCAAUAUUCUGUCCAUCGUUGCUUUUCCUGUGCUCCUGAUUCUCAUCAAGCAAGCCUGUCCAUCGGACUCGGUCAUGGGUAAAAUCAAUGGCCUUGCCGCUUCUGCUGGCGCAGCCUCGCGCACCAUUGCAUCUCCCAUUGCGGGCUUACUGUAUGGAGCUGGGACAGAAAUCGGUUGCACUGCCGUGGCCUGGUGGGGGAGCAGUCUUGUUGCCCUCUUGGGAGUAUUACAGCUUUGGUUCAUUCGGCAGAAAAGACAGUCGUUUGAUAUCGUCGAAUCUGCUACAAGUUACAUCCCUCCGGCUUUUGAACAGCCACUGCAUGAACCUGUUCGUAUCAUUGUGACCGACACGAAUGGUAAUGUCACUCCGGAAUCUUCACCCACCUUCCCAUUGUUGGAAACGAGGCCCUAG
Penicillium pulvis is the source of this 1662-nucleotide messenger RNA. RefSeq names its product MFS transporter. Lineage: Eukaryota; Fungi; Ascomycota; Eurotiomycetes; Eurotiales; Aspergillaceae. Gene Ontology annotation, biological process: transmembrane transport. The record is from RefSeq and is a predicted model, not a curated record. Bases 1 to 1662 code for a protein of 553 amino acids. The transcript is spliced from 4 exons. Gene Ontology annotation, molecular function: transmembrane transporter activity.